Molecule: messenger RNA, 3730 nt
Organism: Oncorhynchus nerka (sockeye salmon)
Lineage: Eukaryota; Metazoa; Chordata; Actinopteri; Salmoniformes; Salmonidae
Product: serine/threonine-protein phosphatase with EF-hands 2-like
Exons: 15
Coding region: 540-2660 (706 amino acids)
Biological process (GO): negative regulation of MAPK cascade; detection of stimulus involved in sensory perception
Molecular function (GO): calcium ion binding; manganese ion binding; Hsp90 protein binding
Source: RefSeq, a predicted model, not a curated record
UUUGUUUUCAAAAUGGACAUCAAUGUUAUUAUCAACAUCACAUACUGUGCAAGAUAACACUUGAUUAACUAAGAUUAACACUUGUACUUCUUUGGUUUAUGUGUCUUUGUUACCUACAACGUGAUGUGAAGCUGCCACAGGUGAGUCAGUCAGUCUUCAGCUCGAGGACUAAAUCACUACAGAUCAUUAUGGGGUAUUUGAGGAUCUGAAUUUGUAAUCUAUGACUGAGUGCUCCAGUAGUUACCGUUAACAUUAUCAUCAGACAAGCUAAGAAUAGCUGUAGAACUCUUCAGACGGGUAUUAGACUACAAAUAGCUGUAAUACUGCUUUAAAAAAAAACUGAAGUGAAACAACUAAAGAUAUAGUAGGUCCCAUAAUGAUAACUAGCUACAUUUGCACGGUAAACCUGUGUGUUCUUUUGGUAAUGGGAUCGCGAUAGCAAUGAGAGGGUUGUGAGUUCAAGUCCCACAGGGAUCACAUACUGUAAGUGCCUAUGUGUUGUAAUAUGCUCUCUCCCGACGCUACUCAUUCCCCCAGCAAUGAGGGCAGCUCUCCUAAUCCAACGUUGGUACCGUCAGUACGUGGCACGGCUGGAGAUGAGACGCAGGUGCACCUGGAACAUCUUCCAGUCCAUCGAGUAUGCAGGAGAGCAGGAUCAGAUUAAGCUCUACAACUUCUUUGGCUACCUCAUGGAUCACUUCACUCCAGCCAGCAGUGAGCGGAACCUGAUCUCACACAUCUUCCGUGAGAACAACAUCUGCCGUAAUGUAGAUUGGGAGAGGUACUUCUGCUACAAGAGCAUUGAGGUACCAAAGCUGUACUCUGGUCCCCAUCUCUCUUUCCCCAUAACAUGUUCCAAUGCAGCUGAGCUGGUGGAGGCCUUCAAGAACAAACAACAGCUCCAUUCUCGCUAUGUCCUUCAGCUCCUUGGGGAGACCUGGAGACUGCUGAGGAUCCUCCCCAACAUCAGUCAGAUCUCCACCUGCCACAGCAAGGAGAUCACCAUCUGUGGAGACUUACAUGGGCAUCUUGAGGAUCUUUUAUUGGUCUUCUACAAGAAUGGUUUACCAUCAUCGGAGAAGCCUUAUGUCUUCAAUGGAGACUUUGUGGAUCGAGGAAAAGAUUCCCUGGAGAUCCUCCUCAUCCUGUUUUCCUUUCUCCUGGUCUAUCCUAAUGAUGUCCAUCUGAACAGAGGCAACCACGAGGACCAUAUCGUUAACCUAAGAUAUGGCUUUACCAAAGAGGUGCUUGGAAAAUACAGGCUUCAUGGCAAGAAGAUUCUAAAGCUUCUCCAGAAGAUCUUUAGCUGGUUGCCCCUGGCGACAGUAAUUGACAAAAAGGUGUUGGUUCUGCACGGCGGUAUCUCAGACACCACGGACCUUCACCUCAUAUCCAGGGUGGACAGACACAAAUAUGUUUCAGCUCUCCGGCCUCCCAAGAGGAAGAGGCAAAACAGGUCAGGUAUGACGGACUCCGAUCUAGAAGACGAUGAGCCAACUGCCAAGCCUGUGGACAGCAGCAGGCGCCGGGUCCACUCCCUGACCCACAGCAGCAGCACGGGGACCAGGCAUGAGGUCCAGCGUCGCUCCCUGCAGGGCCUGACCAACAGGGUGACCUGCUCUGUAGAAGAGGAGCUGAAGGAGAGACGCAGGCAGGCCGGACUUAGCCAGUCCUACGGAGACCUCCGUAACUCCCUGGCUAACUCUGACUCUGACCCAGACCCAGACUCUGGAGAGCUGCUGGAGUCGUAUGGGGACGAGUGGAAACAGAUUGUAGACAUGCUAUGGAGUGACCCCAUGCCCCAGGAUGGCUGUGUCCCCAACGAGGUGCGAGGUGGAGGAUGUUACUGGGGUCCUGAUGUGACAGAAGAGGUCCUGCGACGUCACAACCUCACACUGCUUAUACGCUCACAUGAGUGCAAGCAAGAGGGCUACGAGUUCUGCCACAACCGCAGGGUCCUAACCAUAUUUUCUGCAUCUAACUACUAUGAGGUGGGAAGCAACAGAGGAGCGUACAUCAGGAUGGGUCCUGACCUGGUGCCUCACUUCAUCCAGUACCAGGCCAACAGGGCUACCAGGGCGCUCACACUGAGACAAAGUGUUGGGCGGACUGAGCGUUCAGCUCUCAGGGCUUUGAGGGAAAAGCUGUUUGCACAUAAGUCAGACCUUAUCAGUUCCUUUCAAGAAUACGACCCGGAAAAUACAGGGCUGAUCUCUCUGGGCCACUGGGCCUGUGCCAUGGAGGCUGUGUUGAGGCUGGGUCUACCCUGGAGGGUGCUGCGGUCUCAGCUAGUGGGAGACACUCUGGAUGGCAUGCUGGACUAUCAUCUUUGGUUCAGAGAACUGGCCAUCACCGAGCCCAACACAGAGCUCUCGAAUGCCAGUCUGCUUGAGACCAUGUAUAAGCACCACUCCAACCUGGAGACCAUCUUCAGGAUCAUAGACACAGACAACUCAGGUCUGAUAUCGUUUGAAGAGUUCCGUCAGACGUGGAAGCUGCUUAGCUCCCAUCUGCAGACAGAGAUCAGUGACGAGGCCAUCAGUGACCUGGCCGUCUCCAUCGACUUCAACAAAGACGGCAGCAUAGACAUCAACGAGUUCAUGGAAGCCUUCCGGCUAGUGGGAGGAGACCUACUGCAGAAUGAAGGUGACCCCCACUGACACAUCUUCAAACUGGAAUCUCACUGCAAUCAAUGGUCAAUAGUACCAUAGGAGGGCUUCCAGCCGACCUACUGCAACAACGGACAUGAUAAAGCACUUCAAGAGGAAAUACAGUAUAUUACUACCAACUGGAAUCUACCCAUUCAAAUCAAUGGCCUAGCCCUGGAGGGGGUCAAUUGUAUGAUCAGGCGAGGGCUUCCAGCAACCUGCUGCCACAUCAACAGUAGUCUUGCAUGCCAGCCUCAUGGUGCUCCACCAUGCUGCGGGGAAGGACUACAGGAAUGCUAGUGAAAAAGGAGGGGGAUGAACCUCUUGAGUUUGAGUUUAUUAAUUUCUCUGAUACCCACUUUUCUAGAGAAAAUAUGCUACAAACUGGGAAUCUACUUAUUCCAAUCAAUGGACCCAUUUCCAGCAUCUCCAAAAGGACAGAUAUUUAGAACCAAUGAGAAAAGAUGCAACAUAGUCAGAAAAAAUCAUUCGAUUGAAAAGAUUUUGGGGCAUAUUGAUUAUUCAUACAGGCCUCUCUCAAUAGGUGACCAUAAUAUUAUGACCUAUGACCUCAUAAUAUUAUGAAAUAUUGAUUCUAUAGAUGAAAACUAUACAGCCAUUGGCUAGUCAUUGUGUGAGAGACCCAGACAGAACACGGGAUAUGGAUUUGCAAAGCAUUCGUUUUAGAAAUGGUGCCUAUGCUUGUGUAACAGAUUAAGACUACCAGAUAAACUCACCAACAGACUAAAAUGCUGCCAGACUAAAAUGCUGCCAAUGGUGCCAUUGAAUCAGAUCCUUUUCAGUGUAACAACUGGUUUGUAUGUUGUCAAGCGGGCAUUCAUGGGAGACAGAGGACCCUGGUUCAAGCCCAGUCAGAGGCAGAUUGAGGGAGGAAACAAAGCUGCUAUGCUAGCACUGACACCGGUUACACUUGGGUAAGAAAGAGAUCCAAACAAAGGAGAGUCAUGUUGAAAAAGGCUCCUCAAUGACAUUUUAUUAAACCAUGUUGGGGUUGUGUAUAAUUCUUAUUCAAUCAUAUAAAAUAUUACUAAAGCAAUAAUAAAAGGCGUAUUUAUUUACAA